AAGUAUAGACCAAUUUUUUAUUUGUAAACAUUCGGAUGCGCGCGCAGGGUGGUGGCAGAAAACAGCGAAAGGGUAGUUAUUUAUAACGGCAAAAGGACCACUCGGAUAAUAAUACAAGUAGCCUAGAUAGAUUUUUAAAAGAUUAUAGUUAAUAAUGAUUAGAUCUGAUUAGUAAAAUGUUUUCGACAUAUUUCAAUAGCCUGUCACCCAGUGAUAAACACUGUUAUUUAGCCAAAUUGACGUUAGUGGGCAGUGGGAUACGUCUUCCAGAUCCGUUUGCAAUAGCACCUUGUCAAUGGUUAAAUGAUGAAACGAAAUGGCCUAGCAUCCAGUGGCCAGAGAUUUAUAAUUACCUAAUCGAAACUCCAAGUGUAUAUACCCGGGAGAAGCUAAAAGCGUACAAGUCUCUGGAUGCUUACAAUUUUGUUCUGUGUGGUCAUGUCCAAGACAUACUAUGGCAUGAUUACAAUGUUCAAAACUUCGUUGUGAUGAAGACGGAGGUUCUGCCUAGCCAAAGACAGGGAAAGAAGACAGAAUUGUACAAGGCCUGGGUUAUCGUCAACAAGACCAACAACUGUAUUCUUACUGCGAACUGCACCUGUAUGGCUGGAACUGACAGAUGAAGACAUUGCGGAAUUGAAACUACUGGCACCUAACGCAGCUGUACUCACUACCAUGGAACUCAGUGACACAGAUUCCGCAACAGAAUCUGACACAGAGGCCGGGGACCUCCCAGAGCCACUAGUCGCUCUGUAUGAUGCCAAUCUGAGAUGCCUCUGCAAAAAUCAACUACAAGAGAGGAGUGAAGAGACUUUUGAAAAACUGAGGAUGGGGUUAACUAAUGAGCAGUGUGUAAACCUUGAGCUUACAACUAAAAAUCAGGCACAGUCUCAGGCCUGGCACACACACAGAAAUGGAAGGAUAACAAGCACAACCCUACAUCGUGUAUACACUGUAGUAACCGAAACAGCUAAACUAAACCUUGUAAAACAGGUAAUGCACUACAAUAAACAAGACUUGUCCCAUGUGCCAGCAGUACUUUGGGGAAGAGAUAUGGAGGACACAGCCAGAAGACAAUACACAGAAAUAAUGAAAGCACAACAUUCCAACUUUGAAGUGGAGCUUUGCGGUCUUGUUGUGCGGCCAGACAAACCACAUCUUGGGGCAUCGCCGGAUGGAAUAGCAAACUGUACCUGCUGUGGGAAAGCAACCCUAGAGAUUAAGUGUCCAUACAAAUACCGUGAUGGUCUUACAGGGAGUAGCGAGGACACACAGUUCUGCUUAGACAAAGCACUACAAUUAAAGAAGAAUCAUGAAUACUACCAUCAAGUUCAGCUACACAUGUUUGUAUGCAACACCCAGUACUGCGACUUUGUGGUUUGGACAAAGCAAGUUGUUGCUAUCAACCGCAUCACCAGAGAUGAAGAAAUGCUACAAGCAGUCCUGCCUAAAGCUGAAAAGUUCUUCAAACAGAGUAUUUUGCCUGAGCUGUUAACACGCAGCAUGGAUCCACUGAUGCAGUCACCUACAGUCUGCUCACACUGUCAAAGGCCAGACUUUGGAAUGAUGAUUGACUGUGCAAAGUGCAAGAACCAUUUCCACUACACAUGUGCUAGAGUAAGAAGAAAGGUUGUGGAUUGGUGUUGUGAACAGUGCAAAAAUGAUGAAUGAAAUGUUCUUCGAAGCAAAUGAUUUAAUACAGUACUAAUAUUUUACAUUUUAACACUUGAAUGUGCAAUUAAUUGUGUUGAUGACAAUAAACAGUUACUUACAGAAUAAAUCUAAAUUAAGCUAUCUUGGGACUAUACAUUUACAAAGGUUUGUUAGUGCUCCACAAACAAUCACUAUAUCGUCUAACAGGUCAACCUGUGUGAGUGGAAUAAUAGUUGUCAGAAUUUUAAAAUUUUUCCAUCUACCUAUUAUUCGUUCAAUGUGUAUUCUCACAUUAGACAAACGCCUUGAUAUGUCCACUUCUUGAGCAGAGAGCUGCUUUUUACCUUUGGUAAAGUGAGGGAUCCUAAGUGUGGCACCACGUGUGGCAAGCUCAUCUCUGAUGGUAAAACCCCGAUCUGCUAGUAUCUCAUCAUUAUGCUCUAGAAGGUCAUAAAAUCCAGACUCGGCUGUAAUUUGUUUGUCUGAAACUCGCCCACCCCAACCUGCCGACAGAAAAGAAAUGGCUCCUGAAGGUGACAUGCCAAUCAAAUAUUUAAUAGUGUUGUGGCUUUUAUAAUUCGAGUACGUCUGGGCUCUGGAGGUUAAAUUUGUGGGUCUAUUGAUAAAAAUUUCUGUACAGUCAAUAAUGCACCUGCAAUGUUUAUAUUUAGGUUUAAAACAUUUUGGCAUAUUCUUUAAUACUGCAUGCUUGCUUGGCCACUUUAUGAGAGGCUUUAAAGUCGCAGACAUAACAGGGAGCCAACUUCUCAAAAUGUUUGAAAUGUCACUUUCUGUGACAUUAAAUCUGAAAGCAAUAUCCUUGUUGCAGAGCCCUAGUCUAAGUUUCAUUAGGACGAUCAAUAGAUGAUCCUUCAGGUUCAUAGAGCCACGCACAACCUCUACACUGUCUUUAAGUUUGUGACUCAACCACUCAAAUAAGACACUGGUCAGCCCUGUGAAAAACAGAACCUGCACUGCUUUACUCUUGAUAGAGCUAAAGGAAAAUUGUGUAUUCAUGAGUGUUGCCUUUAGUUCCUCAUUCUCAGUUUUCAGUUUGUCGAUCUCCAAACGCAGGUUGACACACUCUGUAGAAAGUUGGCUGUACUUGUGUUUCAGAUCAUCAUGGAGAACCUUUGGGACUGUGGCUUCUGAAAUAGAUAUUAGAUAGUAAUAGACUUAAGACUUAAUAAAAUAAGCACUGUCACUUGUUUAAGUUGAGCUUUUCUCAAUUUUUUUAAGGAUGUUUUCAAACAGCAUGUGCUAAACAGAAUAAUGAUCAAUGUCAUUAACAACACAGUUAUGCUGUAUUAAACAAUAUAUAAACAAAACCUGUUUCAUCCUAAUAAUGACUGCCCUACAUUAGUUAAGGUAUUAUAAGCUCUUACCAGUGCAUUGAUCAGCACCAGGCUCCAUUCUGCAGUCAUCUGAGGACAGGCAAGCUCCAGAAGCCUCAUCACUAGCUUCUUUGGACCGCUGUACAUCAUCUGGUGGUCUGUGGAUGGUUUCUUCCCUUUUUCUUUUCCUCUUAAAUCUGAUACACAGAGAUGAGGUCAAACAGUCAGUCCAAAACAGUUUAGUUGCUUGGUAGAUCAUAGGAGGUUAUCAGGUACCAAAACCAAGUCAAGUGUAAAUUACAUAGCAUAGCUUAACAGGGCUUCACAAGACAAUGUAGACAUUACAAAAAUCUGGUCUGACAAAUUAUCUAAAAACUAUCUGACCUUACUUGCCAUACAUUCUCUGCAUUUUGAUGCAUGCAAUGUGAUUCCAGUUAGCAACUAAAUAAGGCUAAAGUGACAAUAUUUACCUCUCAAGUUUUGUAUCUCCUUUGUCUAUUUCACACUGGGUUGCGAAGGAAAAGACAGAAGGUACAAAGUCGGGACUAUUGAAGUCCAUGGAGACCUCUCCUGUCCAAAAAACAAUAUUCUAGUUAUUGACAGUACGAUAGUGUAACAGGUAAAUUUAGCCUGAGUUUGCCAAGCUUACGAGACUAGCUAGUCGUCAAGACAACGUAACACAAUUUAAGGUAAGUUAGCUAAAACGACUAAAACUACAUUAUUCUGUGUUCUAGCGUUAGAUAAGCGUACAACUUUACCAUUAUUUUGUUGUUGUAAGCCAAACCGAGUGAUGUGUCUGAUUGAGUGAAGUUCUUAGGUUAACUUACCUGAUAUGAAGUGUGAACUGCAAAGUCUGGCAUUUUUAAUAAGGUCUUUGUUCCAAUCGGAUCUUCUGAUAGCUUGUAACCAACGACGUCUGCGGUUUGCAUUAAACGAGUUGUUAUCUGCUGGUAUUCUGUAAAACUUCAGGUCACUGUUUACAGAAUUACGAUUCUGGCAUCCCACGGCACAACACGACAUUUUUCUGUUUGUCUUUUGCCACCGUCAUGCGCGAUUGAACCUGUGUGACGUCGUUCUGACGUAAGGUGAAAAUUGGUCUAU
This is a messenger RNA of Gadus morhua (Atlantic cod), 4088 nucleotides long. RefSeq lists its product as uncharacterized. The transcript has 2 exons. Bases 676 to 1671 code for a protein of 331 amino acids. NCBI's taxonomy places the organism in Eukaryota, Metazoa, Chordata, Actinopteri, Gadiformes, Gadidae. The record is from RefSeq and is a predicted model, not a curated record.